Messenger RNA from Solanum verrucosum, 722 nucleotides. RefSeq names its product RNA exonuclease 4-like. Bases 387 to 722 code for a protein of 111 amino acids. Gene Ontology annotation, molecular function: exonuclease activity; nucleic acid binding. Lineage: Eukaryota; Viridiplantae; Streptophyta; Magnoliopsida; Solanales; Solanaceae. The transcript is spliced from 2 exons. The record is from RefSeq and is a predicted model, not a curated record. Gene Ontology annotation, cellular component: nucleus.
GCGCCCAUUGUUGUUAUCCUUGGAGAGUUGAUGUUGCUUCUAUACAAAUGCAGCUCAGUACCUAAAACACUGAUUGACCAUUUUUGUGAUGAACGACAAUUGAAUGGCGAGCAAUUUCAGCUAUACCUUGCAUCAAACCAACAAUUCAAGAUUGUCACUACUUAUUAACACGCUUGAGUUUCACAGGACCGAUAAAGAUAUUACUCCUAUUGGUGGAUUUCCCCAUUAUGGUGUGGUGACGGUUGAUUACCUGUUGAUCAAGGGAUGUUGUUUUGUCCUAAGAAGACGCUAAAAAAAAUAUUAGGUAAAAAAACUAACCAUCUUCCAUGACCAAAACCUAGAGUUGUUGGAAUGUGUAUGUAUAAUUGUUGUAGGAUACAAUAGAGAUGUUUUAUUCAGAAGACGAAGUGGAUAUAAGUAAUGGAAUUAGCAGCAUAAGAAGUCGGGAAGCAGUUGCCAUAGAUUGUGAAAUGGUUGGAGGGGGGAGUGAUUGCUCACUAGACCUUUGUGCAAGGGUAUGCCUAGUUGACGAAGAUGAGAAGCUUAUUGUUCACACUUUUGUUCUACCUCAGAUUCCUGUGACUGAUUAUAGGUAUGAAAUUACUGGUAUAACGGAGGUAAAUCUACGAGAUGCCAUGCCUCUGAAUGAAGUCCGGGAGAGAAUUCUGCAGAUUCUUCACAAUGGAGAGUCAAUUAGUAGAGUAAGAUUGGAUGGGCCAUAA